This is a messenger RNA of Lycium ferocissimum, 1014 nucleotides long. Its product is annotated as two-component response regulator ARR17-like. NCBI's taxonomy places the organism in Eukaryota, Viridiplantae, Streptophyta, Magnoliopsida, Solanales, Solanaceae. The transcript has 6 exons. The coding region runs from base 361 to 822 and encodes 153 amino acids. The record is from RefSeq and is a predicted model, not a curated record. Gene Ontology annotation, biological process: phosphorelay signal transduction system; cytokinin-activated signaling pathway.
UAAAAUAUUGUCCUCUACCACCUCCCAUUAAAAAAAUAAUAGAAAAGGAAAAAAGGAAUGAGCUGGAAGGAGCAUCUUAGGAAUCAGUGUGCAGAUAUUGAUAUAGAUAUAGUUUAAGUGAAAAUCAAGAGAAACCCAAAUAUGAAGAUCACAUAAUAUCUUUGACAAUCCUUUUCUUUGAUCUUAUUUUUAUCAUUUUGCCAAGAAAAUUUUCAGGAUCUUUCCCUUCUCAAUCACAGUUUUAAAUAUACACCACCCAAUUACUUUCUUUCGAAGUUUUAUUAUAAUCUACGGUAACUUCUUUCUCCCUAUAUAUUGUGAACGUGAAAUUUCUUCGGAUUUUAAAUUUGAGUGAAGGAAAUGGAGAUGUUUGCUUCAUCAUCAAUUUCAAGGGGAAUGGAUGAAGUUCUUGCAUGUGAUGAACCACAUGUGCUAGCAGUGGAUGACAAUCUUAUUGAUCGUAAACUUGUUGAGAGAUUACUCAAGAAGUCAUCUUGCAAAGUAACUACUGCAGAAGAUGGUCUGAGGGCUUUGGAGUACUUGGGCUUGGGAGCGCAUCAGGACAGCUCUACAAACAGCAAUGGUUCAAAGGUUAAUAUGAUAAUAACAGAUUAUUGCAUGCCAGGAAUGACAGGUUAUGAGCUGCUUAAGAAAAUCAAGGAAUCGUCGAUCAUGAAGGAUGUGCCAGUUGUGAUAGUGUCAUCCGAGAAUAUCCCAACUCGAAUUAAUCAAUGCAUGGAAGAAGGAGCUCAAAUAUUCAUGCUGAAGCCUCUGAAACACUCCGAUGUCGAAAGGCUGAGAUACCAAAUAAUGCAAUGUUGAGGAUAGAGUGACUCUUCUCAUCUCCUGGAAGAAAAGAAAGAGAGACUUUACUAUAUAUUCACAUUCCCUUCUUGGCCACCUUAACACAAAAGCGGUGGAGCCAAAUUCGACAUGACUAAUUCAUUGUACGAUAGCCUAGUAUGACUUUUCAUCCUCUAAACUGAAUUUAAGUUAUAAAUCAAGCAGUGUAAA